AUGUACACCCUGAACUUCGGCAUGCGGUUCCUGGCCGCAGGGGCAGCGCUCUGUGGAGUGAUGGGAGUCUCGGGACUUUCAGCGGCAGAGUGGCGCAAGCAGUCUAUCUACCAGGUUGUCACUGAUCGAUUCGCCCGCACCGAUCUUUCGACUACGGCACCAUGCGAUACCACUCACCAAGUGUACUGCGGCGGGACCUGGAGGGGACUCAUCUCGAAGCUGGACUAUAUCCAAGGCAUGGGCUUCACAGCUGUUUGGAUCUCGCCUGUUGUCAAGCAGAUUGAUGGAAACUCAAGGGAUGGAUCGUCCUAUCAUGGGUACUGGGCCAAGGACAUCUGGGCUCUGAACCCAGCGUUCGGCAACGAGGACGACCUGAAGGCUUUGUCCGCGGCGCUCCACGCGCGAGGAAUGUAUCUUAUGGUGGAUAUUGUCACCAACCACAUGGCGCACAUGGGCUGUGCUAACUGUGUUGACUAUGGUGCUCUCAGCCCCUUUUCGUCGUCUUCGUACUAUCACCCUCCCUGUUGGAUCAAUUACAACAGCCAAACUUCAGUCGAACAAUGCUGGCAAGGAAGCGACACCGUCAGUCUCCCAGAUCUUCGGACUUCAGACCCCAAUGUGCGUCGGAUUUGGAACGAGUGGAUUUCUCACCUUGUUUCUACCUAUUCCAUUGAUGGUCUACGAGUCGACAGUGCAAAGCAUGUCGAGACAUCGUUUUGGUCUGGAUUCAAUGCCGCGGCGGGCGUAUACUUGACGGGUGAGGUGUACCACGGCGACGCUCUUUAUGUCGCGCCAUACCAAAACUACAUGGAUGGCGUCCUUGAUUAUCCUAGCUACUAUUACAUUCUCCGGGCUUUCCAGUCCACCAGCGGUAGCAUCAGCGCGCUCGUGGCUGGUCUCGAUACCAUCAAGGGCGUUGCGAAGGAUCUCAGUCUUUGGGGCUCGUUCCUAGAGAAUCACGACGUAGAGCGCUUCGCUUCCUUUACCAAGGAUAUGGCGCUGGCAAAGAAUGGAAUCGCUGUCACGAUGCUGAAGGAUGGUAUCCCCAUCAUCUACCAGGGACAAGAGCAACACUAUGCCGGCACAGGAACCCCCAACAAUCGCGAGGCUGUCUGGUAUUCGGGCUACUCGACCAGCUCGGAACUCUACCAAUGGAUCACCAAGCUUAACCAGAUUCGGUCGCACGCCAUCUCGCAAGACUCGAAAUACCUCACUUAUAACGCCCACACCAUCUACUCAGACAGCCGCACCAUUGUUCUUCGAAAGGGGUUCACAGGAGCUCAGAUUAUCGGUGUUUACACCAACGCCGGCUCCUCCUCGUCGGUGCCUGUUACCCUGGUCUCUUCGGCCACUGGCUUCACCCCCAACCAGGCCUUGAUUGAUGUCAUGAGCUGCACCCCUUACAGCACAGAUGGAGGUGGUGGUAUCACCGUCACGCUCAAUGGCGGUGUUUCAAGGGUGCUCUACCCAGCCUCUCGCCUCGCCGGAAGUGGCAUCUGCCCUUCCCUGACUGGCCCGCCGACCGCGACAUCAACGACCGCUGCCCCACCUGCCACCCCGACAGCCAAUCCCAGCUGCUCCUUAGCCACGGUCGAUAUCACUUUCAACCACCUCGUGCCCACGUCUUUCGGCGACUCAGUCAAGGUCACUGGAAAUGUGGCCGCUCUCGGCAACUGGAACCCAACCAACGGCGUUGCGCUCAACGCAUCGCAGUACACCAACAACAACCCUCUCUGGACCGGGACUCUGAAGCUUGCCCCUGGGACCAACAUCCAAUACAAGUUUGUCAAGGUCAGCAGCUCAGGUGCGGCGUCUUGGGAGUCGGACCCCAACCGAUCUUACACUGUCCCCUGUGCGGCGGCAUCGGUGGGGAGCUCAUGGAAAUGAGCUACGAUCAACAAUCCACCGUGAUGUUGACGAUGAAUAGAAAAAUGACUUCGCGUUCGUUUGCCUAGUGUCCCCGAACCUUUUGGCCAUUUCGCUGUGACCUUGUGGGAGUGUGCGUGAAUGUCAUGUCAGCAGUGACGGAACUGUCAGGGAGAAGAGUUGAGAGAUGUGAUUGCUGCAUUUGCACUUGGAGUAAAUUGGUGAUGGAAGACUAUUUAAUGCAGGGUCUGGAUUGAACGAGUUUGGGUGAAAGGGGGCGGUUGUGGAUCCGGGAAGACCAGACGUCCAGCUCGAAAUCAACACCACCCAACUUCUGGGACACUUCGAGAUCACCUGCUUAAUGCGAGAUGGCUAGCAGUGCUGUUCUACAUCACCCGUGAUUACAGCACUUUUCGUGCUCCAUCAUCUCAGUCAUGCCAAUACUAUCAGGGUAUUCCCAAAGUUGGGUAUUCAUAUAUAUAUAUGCAUUGAUUGAGACCAAUAAAGAAACAAUGUCAUC
Molecule: messenger RNA, 2386 nt
Organism: Podospora pseudopauciseta
Lineage: Eukaryota; Fungi; Ascomycota; Sordariomycetes; Sordariales; Podosporaceae
Exons: 12
Coding region: 1-1887 (628 amino acids)
Biological process (GO): carbohydrate catabolic process
Molecular function (GO): alpha-amylase activity; calcium ion binding; starch binding
Source: RefSeq, a predicted model, not a curated record